Carassius auratus (goldfish) is the source of this 2557-nucleotide messenger RNA. Its product is annotated as beta-citrylglutamate synthase B-like. Gene Ontology annotation, molecular function: ATP binding; N-acetyl-L-aspartate-L-glutamate ligase activity; metal ion binding. Gene Ontology annotation, cellular component: cytoplasm. The record is from RefSeq and is a predicted model, not a curated record. Lineage: Eukaryota; Metazoa; Chordata; Actinopteri; Cypriniformes; Cyprinidae. The transcript is spliced from 6 exons. Bases 509 to 1762 code for a protein of 417 amino acids. Gene Ontology annotation, biological process: protein modification process.
CCGUGCAUGAGCGCGAGGGAAAGAGUUGUAAACGCAAAGCGCGUGCUGGAAAAGCCGAGGCGUAGAGCUGAGAGCAGCGCGAGCACCGGGGACCAGCAGGGGCAUCUCUCUUAACAACAUCCAGCCUCCCAUCCGCCUGCUCUCCAUUUAUUUGAGAUUUUUUUCGUUUUUAUCGUUGAAGCCUAAACUGUAGGAAGCGAUAGGCCCGAAUUCCGCAGCUAGGCUUUUGUUAGCCCGUGUUGGGGCCAGUUACUGUUGCCCCUCAGCGGGGGAGCGCGUUAUCAUCUUUCGGUUAUUUGGGAGGCAAAUCUGCAGCCUCUCACAGCGUGUUCGUUAAAUAUCGAUUUUAGGUGUGUUGUUGCGUAAUUUCGCAUCUGGUAAAACCGGACUAAGUUACCUGGGAUUUAAAAAAAUAAAUAAAUAAGGAGUGUCGUGGCUCUUUGUGUGGCUUCUGCUUCGUGUCUCUGUUUGCAAGCUUCCAGAAGUUCUGCACUUCGAGCUCUAAAACAUGUGCUCCAGGGUGUGGUUUAUCACAGACCGGCGGAUCAGCCAGGAGUACCCGCAGGUCCAGAUCCUGCGAGCUCUGAAGGAGCGCUGCGCCGAGGACGAUGUUGAAUUCCGCUAUCUUCUCAUGGAUGAGAUCGUCCUGACCAUCACGGAUGGACACCUCGGUCUGAGGGUUGGGCAGGAAAUCGUUACAUCAUUCCCGCAAGUUGCUGUGAUGCGCGUUCCGACCCCAUGGGUCCAGUCGGACAGCGACAUCACUGUACUGCGUCACCUGGAGAAGAUGGGCUGUCGUUUGGUCAACCGGCCUCAAGCUAUCCUCAACUGUGUCAACAAGUUCUGGACCUUCCAAGAGCUCGCCGGGCAUGGAGUGCCUCUGCCAGACACGUACUCCUAUGGAGGACAUGACAACUUCCGCAAGAUGAUCGAUGAAGCCGAGCCGCUUGGUUACCCCGUGGUGGUGAAGAAUGCUCGUGGACACCGAGGUAAAGCUGUGUUCCUGGCCCGGGAUAAGCCCCACCUCUCAGACCUGUGUCAUCUGAUUCGCCAUGACGCACCGUACCUGUUUCAGGAGUAUGUCAAGGAGAGCCAUGGGCGGGAUGUGCGAGUGGUUCUGGUCGGGGGGAGAGUGAUCGGAUCCAUGCUGCGCUGCUCUACCGACGGACGCAUGCAGAGCAACUGCUCACUGGGUGGGGUGGGAAUGAUGUGCCCCCUCAGUGAGCAGGGGAAGCAGCUGGCUGUGCAGGUGUGCAAUAUUUUGGGGAUGGACGUCUGCGGAGUCGACCUGCUGCAGCUGAACGACGGUUCCUUUGUGGUGUGCGAGGUCAACGCCAACGUGGGCUUCAUCGCGUUCGACCAGGCUUGUGGGAUGGACGUGGCAGGCACCGUGGCUGACUACAUCCUCUCCCUUCUGCCAAGCCGCCUCAGCAGGAAGAUGUCAUUGCUCUCUGUGGUCUCCAGCACCAGCGAAACCAGCAGCGAGCCCGAGGUGUGUAUCCCAACCGAGGUGAUAAUCCCCACGGAGGUGUGUAUUCCCAAUGAGAUCUGCCCACCCGGCGCUACCUGUGCCAUCACUGACGCCGUCUCCACCAUGAGCACAAGCUCCACCUCUAGCGAGAGCGAGGUGGAUCUAACAGAAACAGGCCCCGCUCCCGUCACUGCAGAUCCUGCCUACAAUAUCAACUCCCUUCUCGCGAGUGAGAUAAAACUGUUGACUGAAAAAAGGUCAAACUGGUUUAUAUGCGAUAAUCUUGCUUGAGAAAGACUGAAGAGUGAUGAAGGGUUUUAGUGCAAGUUUGACUGAACAGCUGUUGACCACCUGAUACACACUCGCACACACUCUUCUCAAGCAUUGUGAUUUGCCAUCUUGUGUGUGUGAUGUGUUCCAUCAUUCCAUGCAACCAGAGACUUGCACCUUCCACCUCUUCCCACGCAAGAACGAGUGUCCCUGUAAACUCCUGACACUUUUCGGUGUUUUUGCGAUAACACACCAUAUGGUUGUCGGACUUACAAGCUUUGCCUCCACUUCAAGGAUACAACAGGAAGUUUCUUCUCCACUUAUCGAACCUGUGUGACUUCAAAACGUAAUAAAAUGCUAAUUCAGAAUGGAGAGGUCAAACCUCCAUGACAGCAGUUCAAAAACACACCUCUGAACUGAGAGCUAAAAUUGCAUCAUCAGAUUGGACACCGUGAAAACACGGUCUAUAUGAAGUAGUACUCGAUCUGAUUUGAUGAGCUCUACCACUGUACCCUUCUGACUUGAGCAAGUUGGCAAUUAACGUAGCAUUACAUAACUAAAAAUGAAAAGCAACAGUUGCUGCUAAUGAACAACUAUCUCUCUGGUAUGGAAAAGGGAAAUGUUUUGAGGUUCCAUGUGGUCAUUUCAUUGCCUUUUUUUUUUCUUUUUUUUCGUGGGAACCUAAAUGCCAAAAACCAAGCAAUGUUGUAUAAUUUAAAACAAGAAAUUACUAGUGAUAGAACGCUAACAUUGAUGUUAUGUGUCAUUACGUAAUAAUACCAAUAAAGACAUUUUAAAAAUGUCCAGAACAUGAAA